UUAGCUAAGAAUAAACUUAAAGAGUUACACAGUGUAGCUUUAGGUCUGGGUAGAUUAGAUGGUAAGCAAACAAUCAGGUCUUGUAAUCAACAUGUUGGAUGCAGGAGAAAUGGGCAGGAAUAAAGAUCUGAGCAACUUUGACAAGGGCCAAAUUGUUAUGGCAGGGCACCUGGGUCAGAGUAUCUGAAACAGCAAGGCUUGUUGGUUUCUCCUGGUCAGCAGUGGUAUGAAUUUACCAGCACCUACAAUGGGCACAUGAACAUCGUAACUGGACCUUGGAGCAGUGGAGCAAAGUCGCCUGGUCCGAUGAGUCCCUUUUUCUUUGACAUAACAUGGAUGGCCAUGUACAUGUGUGCCAAUUACCUGGGGAAGCGAUGACACCUGGAAGCACUGUGGGAUGACGACAAGCCGAUGGAGGGAGUGUGAUGCUCUGGGCAAUGUGCUGGGAAACCCUAGAUCCGGUUAUUCAUGUGGACAUAAAUUUGACACUUGCCACGCUACCUGAACAUUGUUGCAGACCUGGUACACCCCUUCUUGAGAAUGGUGUUCCUGGGUGGAAGUGCCAUCUUUCAGCAGGAAAAUGCACAUUACUCACAUUGUUCAAGAAUGGUGGAACAUGAUGAAAAGUUCAAGAUGUUGCCCUGGCCUCCAAAUUCUCCAGAACUCAAUCCAAUAGAGCCUCUCUGUAUAUGUAUAUAUUGUUUUUAAACUAAACUUUGUUUGGCUUGUGGAUAAAAAGCAUAUUAACAGUCAGCAACAUAACACUAUGUUUGCUCGCUGAGCUUGUGAACUCUUGGGCGAGCAGAUAUUAAAGGACAAGGCCAGGCGGCACAGAUCAUAUGUCUUCAUGUCAUCAGGGUGGGGGUGAUGCACAAGCUUCUCUUGCUCAGUUACAUUAAAAUGAGCGUCUGAAAUACAUCACACUGCUCAGGACACAAGUCGGGGAUCUUUCCGGAUAUUUUUCCCUAAUGAUGGACGCGCUUCCAAAGGACUUUCUCAGAAGAACCCGUUGUGACAGUGCCGCUUCAAGGCCCCAGUUUACAAACUGUCCCACAUUGAUUGUGAUGAUUGGACUGCCGGCCAGAGGUAAGACCUACAUCUCCAAAAAGUUAACCCGAUACCUAAAUUGGAUUGGAGUGCCAACUCAAGUAUUUAAUUUAGGUCAGUAUCGAAGGGAGGCUGUGCAGACAUACAAGAACUAUGAAUUUUUUCGUCCGGACAAUGAGGAGGCCAUGAAAAUCCGCAAAACCUGUGCCUCAAAUGCUAUUAAGGACAUUGCCAAUUACUUCGCUAAGGAGCAGGGACAAGUAGCAGUGUUUGAUGCUACCAAUACCACGAGGGAGAGAAGAAGCAUCAUCAUCAGUUUUGCAAAGGAGAAGGGCUACAAGGUGUUUUUCAUUGAGUCGAUUUGUGACGACCCUGAAAUCAUUGAGGCAAAUAUAAUGCAAGUAAAAUUAAGCAGCCCGGAUUAUGAAAACUACGACAAAGAGGAAGCACUGGUGGACUUCCUGAAACGUAUUGAUUGCUACAAAAUGUCCUAUGUCUCCCUGGAUGAGGAAAAGGACAAGCACCUCUCAUUCAUUAAGAUAUUUAAUGUGGGAUCCAGAUACCUCGUAAACCGGGUCCAGGAUCACAUGCAGAGUCGUAUUGUGUAUUACCUCAUGAACAUCCACGUCACUCCACGAUCCAUCUAUCUGAGCCGCCAUGGAGAAAGUGAACUCAACCUGCGGGGGCGAAUCGGUGGAGACUCGGGUCUCUCCUCACAGGGCCUAAAGUAUGCUAAGGCCCUCUCCGAGUUCAUCAGGGGUCAAUCCAUCAAUGACCUGAAGGUGUGGACCAGCCACAUGAGAAGGACCAUACAGACAGCCGAGGCACUGGGCGUCCCAUAUGAACAGUGGAAGGCGUUGAAUGAAAUCGAUGCUGGUGUAUGUGAGGAAAUGACUUACGAGGAAAUUCAGGCGACCAAUCCAGAAGAGUUUGCCUUAAGAGACCAGGACAAGUACCGCUACCGAUAUCCAAAGGGUGAAUCAUAUGAAGACCUGGUGCAUCGUCUAGAGCCAGUCAUAAUGGAGCUUGAGAGACAAGAGAAUGUGCUGGUCAUCUGUCACCAGGCAGUCAUGCGUUGUCUACUGGCCUACUUUCUGGACAAAAGUGCAGAUGAUCUACCUUAUCUGAAGUGUCCUCUGCAUACUGUUCUCAAACUGACUCCAUUAGCUUAUGGAUGCAAAGUGGAGUCCUUCUAUUUGAACGUUCAAGCAGUGAACACUCACAGGGACAAACCCACAAAUGUGAAUAUCGCAAGAAAGCCAGAAGAAGCACUCCAGACUGUACCUGAACAUUCAUAAUCAUAAAAAACCCUAGAAUUUUCCAUUUUUGCACAAUUUAUGUAUACAUACUGUAGCCUAUAUAGAUUGUGUACACGGAUAGCAAGGUUGGAGGGAAAAUAUAAAAAGGACAGAAGCAUGUGUUUUCAAUUAUCAAAUUGAUUAUGCAGUUUGGUCCAAAAGUCUGAGACCACAUCUGGGAAUGUUUUUUUGUUGUUGUUGUUUUAAUAUGAAAGCAAAAGGAAAGACACUAUGAAAUGUUAAUGUUAAUUAAACUCCUUUAAAUUAUGCCGAUCAUACAUUUUGUUUUAAAUUAGAAAAUAAAAACUCAAUUUUUGCAUUUU
Pimephales promelas (fathead minnow) is the source of this 2668-nucleotide messenger RNA. NCBI's taxonomy places the organism in Eukaryota, Metazoa, Chordata, Actinopteri, Cypriniformes, Leuciscidae. The record is from RefSeq and is a predicted model, not a curated record.